This is a messenger RNA of Nematolebias whitei (Rio pearlfish), 1139 nucleotides long. It is a transcript of the gene six3a, whose product is annotated as SIX homeobox 3a. Lineage: Eukaryota; Metazoa; Chordata; Actinopteri; Cyprinodontiformes; Rivulidae. The transcript is spliced from 2 exons. Gene Ontology annotation, cellular component: nucleus; transcription regulator complex. Gene Ontology annotation, molecular function: RNA polymerase II cis-regulatory region sequence-specific DNA binding; DNA-binding transcription factor activity, RNA polymerase II-specific. Gene Ontology annotation, biological process: brain development; regulation of transcription by RNA polymerase II; eye development. The record is from RefSeq and is a predicted model, not a curated record. The coding region runs from base 239 to 1123 and encodes 294 amino acids.
CACGCUUGACAGUGAUUGGCAGGGCUGCCAUGACAACGCUACAACGACACCAAGAAGACCAAUAGAAAAGGGAAACAAAAUGUUUCAAUGCUACACUCAACGGCGGAUUUAGGGGGGAGAUAUUAUGAGGCUGGUGUCAUUAGGCGAUAGUCAUUGAAUCAUUCAACCUUUUCUACUGGCCGGAUUUUUUCGGUUUUUCCUUUUCUCGAUAAUUUUCUUUCUCUCUCAGGUCAUUUCCAUGGUGUUCAGAUCCCCUUUAGAGCUUUAUCCCUCCCAUUUCUUCCUGCCGAACUUCGCUGAUCGCCCACUGCUGCUGGCGAACAGCGCUCCCACCGCCAGGUCUCCAGAAGACUUGUCCAUGUUUCAGCUACCGACCCUCAACUUUUCCCCGGAGCAGGUGGCGAGCGUCUGCGAGACGCUGGAGGAGACCGGGGACAUCGAACGGCUGGGCCGCUUCCUCUGGUCCCUGCCGGUGGCUCCCGGAGCGUGCGAGGCGAUCAACAAGCACGAGUCCAUCCUGCGCGCUCGGGCCGUCGUGGCUUUCCACACGGGGAAUUUCAGAGACCUCUACCACAUCUUGGAGAACCACAAGUUCACGAAGGACUCGCACGGCAAACUGCAGGCCAUGUGGCUGGAGGCGCACUACCAGGAGGCCGAGAAGCUGCGCGGCCGCCCCCUCGGACCUGUCGACAAGUACCGCGUGCGGAAGAAGUUUCCGCUGCCUCGGACCAUCUGGGACGGGGAGCAGAAGACGCACUGUUUCAAAGAGCGGACACGGAGCCUGCUGAGGGAGUGGUACCUUCAGGACCCCUACCCGAACCCCAGCAAGAAAAGGGAACUGGCUCAAGCCACUGGACUCACUCCUACACAGGUCGGGAACUGGUUUAAAAACCGGAGGCAAAGAGACAGAGCUGCCGCGGCCAAAAACAGGCUCCAGCACCAAGCAAUAGGACCGAGCGGGAUGAGGUCCCUCUCAGAGGCCGGGCUCACCCCUCACAGCUCGGCCGAGUCGCCGUCCACCGCGGCCAGUCCCACCACCAGCGUUUCCAGCAUGACAGAGAGGGUGGACACUGGGACGUCCAUCCUGUCCGUCACAUCCAGCGACUCGGAGUGCGACGUAUGAUGGAAGAAGAGAAAAA